Messenger RNA from Durio zibethinus, 1587 nucleotides. RefSeq names its product nicotianamine synthase-like. Lineage: Eukaryota; Viridiplantae; Streptophyta; Magnoliopsida; Malvales; Malvaceae. The record is from RefSeq and is a predicted model, not a curated record. Gene Ontology annotation, molecular function: nicotianamine synthase activity. Gene Ontology annotation, biological process: nicotianamine biosynthetic process.
UCUACUAAUAAUAAUGAAAAGUAACAAGGCCAACCCUCCACAUAGCUCCGCAGUUGGUGUGGUCCCCGCAGUUGCCCAUAAAUAAUGACUCGAUUGGUGGUUUGAGAUUGUCUCUUUCAUUUUGUUUCUAUCCAUUUCCUGGAGAAGUCUUUGUUAAUUUUCCUUGAAAAUUUGAGUCUUCCCAUAACCUCAUAGUGUCGACAUGGUUUGCGAGAAAGAUCCCUUGGUACAAGAAGUCUGUGAGUUGUAUGAGAAAAUCUCAAGCCUUGAGAAUCUCAAACCUUCCAAGGAUGUCAACAUGCUCUUCACACAACUUGUUGUCACAUGCAUGCCACCAAGCCCGAUUGAUGUUACCAAGCUUUGCAAAAGAAUUCAAGAAAUCAGGUCUAAGUUAAUUCGACUAUGUGGAGAAGCUGAGGGACUCUUGGAGAGCCAUUUCUCAACCAUCUUAGGAUCCUAUGAAAACCCUCUUGACCAUCUCAACAUUUUCCCCUACUAUUCUAACUAUCUUAAGCUUAGCCAACUUGAAUUCGAUAUUCUUAGUAAACACUGCUCAAAUUAUGUCCCUAGCAAAGUUGCCUUUGUGGGUUCUGGUCCCCUUCCCCUCACCUCAAUUGUGUUGGCUUCUUUCCAUCUUACCACCACCUCUUUCCAUAACUAUGAUAUUGACCCUUCAGCCAAUACCAAGGCUCUUCAAUUAGUUUCAUCCGACCCUGACUUUUCUGAACGUAUGUUCUUUCACACCACAGACAUAAUGGAUGUUACGAAUGCUUUGAAAGACUAUGACGUUGUUUUCUUGGCGGCUCUUGUGGGGAUGGACAAGGAUGCGAAAGUUCGAGUCAUUGAUCAUUUGGCAAAGUACAUGGCCCCUGGUGCUCUUUUGAUGCUGAGGAGUGCGCAUGGUGCUAGGGCUUUCCUUUAUCCAGUUGUUGAACCUUGUGAUCUACGAGGAUUCGAGGUCCUCUCCAUAUUCCAUCCUACUGAUGAAGUUAUUAAUUCUGUGGUCCUUGCACGUAAAUUUCCAAUGACUAAACACUCUGUUGAGCACCGUCAUGGCCCAACAAAACUUCCCAACAAGUUUUUUGACAUUGAAAUGUUCAAUCCCCUCAACCAUGUGAACCUGAUGGAGGAACUUGAUAUUGAGGAGCAACUCUCCUGAUUGUCCCUUUAACUCUCACCACGUUGUUCUUCUAUCAAGCUCAAUAACACCCUAAUUGGAUCCUUAAUUUGAUUUGCUUUCGCUAUGUUUCUACUUGUCUAACAAGUUAUCUACUAGCAACAUGUAUCGGUUCUCUGUCCUUGCAUCUUAAGUUUUAAUAAAUUAGGAUAUCCGGUUCAGCCUGAUCAGGUUCAAGAAAUGUUAUCAAGAUGAAGCAUAUUUCUUGAUUGAUUUUUUUGUGCUUUGAUUGCCGUGAUAUACAGGAUAUGUACCUAUAAGCAUGCAAGCAAGUAAUUUUGUUCACCUUCAUCCUAAGGUCUUACUGUAUCAUUAAUUUCUUCAGCUGAAAGGAAGAAAAAUGUUUGUGAGAAUUCUACUUAUGCUUGCGUAUAUACAAUGGUUACCUGCACAAUUUAUCUAUUGACUUC